Pseudonaja textilis is the source of this 5925-nucleotide messenger RNA. The record is from RefSeq and is a predicted model, not a curated record. Lineage: Eukaryota; Metazoa; Chordata; Lepidosauria; Squamata; Elapidae.
UUUAUUUUUUUGUCAGAAGCCGCGGGGAAACGGAUCCUUUUCCUUGCCGAGGUGCCGGACGGGUUAAACCGAUAGAGGGCCGCCGUUUUCCCAGAGAGGACGAGAAACUUGAGCUCGGAGAGGCUUGGAGAAACCCAGGCCCCUCUUUUUCGGAGGGGAGGAGGGGAGCGAGCCCUUGGCGAGCCCCGGCUGGAUCCGAGUUGUUUUCUUUCUUUCUUUUUUUUAAUUCCUUCCCUUUUGUGGGGGGAGGGAGGAUCGAGUGAGAGGAAGAAAUGUGCCGGAGGAUGCACGGCGUCGCUCUGAACUUCAUAAGAAUGACCAGAAGAUGCCAGGUUUCAGCAUAAGAGGGCCCCUGCGGGGUGUGUAAACUAGGAAAAAGACUUUCCCAUCAACCCCUGAUCUGAUUCGUUUGGAGAUUCGGGGUGCCCUUUUAAGACAAAGCUUCCAUCCCUCUCAGCCUCUCCUUCUGGGAAAAACACUCCUGUUGCCAAGUUGUGGCCCUUCGUUUCCCGAAUCUCUUGCAUUUGGAGAGAGAGGGAGGGAGGGAAGGCCAUUUGCGAGCCUCUUUCCAGGGAUGUCUGCCAAACGGGCCUCGACGCCGAGCCUUCAGUUCCAAGGUCCCUCAGAGCAGGGAGCUCCCCGCGGAGCGAAAAUGGAAGAUGAGGAGCCCGAAACGCCGGAUCCGGAGGAAAAGUGGAGGGGCAAAGCGAUGGCUUCUCGCCGCUCUCGAGAGAAAAACGAGAGGCUGCUCAAAGCGAGGACGGCCCAGCACAAAGUCCAUCACAACGCCGCUCGUUCCCCUCGUUCGGGGUGGAGGAGUCUACUGCGCCCCACGGAGUUACAAGACCGGCGAAGAUUCUCUCCCUCCGCGGAGGGGCCGGCGGUCACCCGCCUGUGGCCCAGGGGCGGCCGCGCCAUCCGGCACCCUGUGGUCCUGAGCGAGGAAAGCUCAGAGCCCCAAAACCUCUUGGACGCGGGAGAAAUUGGGGAAUCGGGGAUGGUGAAGGUGAAGGAAGAAAUUCUGGGAGACGACUCGGCCAGCAUGGAGAUGAAACGCCAACGUUUCCGCCAGUUCCGCUACCAGGAGGCCGAAGGCCCCCGUGAGGUCUGCAGCCAGCUCUGGUAUCUCUGCCACCGGUGGCUGAAGCCGGAGAGACACACCAAGGAGCAGAUCCUGGAGCUGCUGAUCCUGGAGCAGUUCCUGGCCAUCCUGCCCCCGGACAUCCAGAGCUGGGUCCGGGAACACGAACCCGAGACCUGCUCUCAGGCGGCUUCCUUGGCGGAGGAUUUCCUGCAGAUGCAGCGGGAAGUGGAGAGGAAAGAACAGCAAGUGGAACCGCGCAGAGGGCCGCCCCUCCCCCUUUAUCCAGAAGAGGGCAGCUCGGAUGACGAAGGCCUGCUGGACCUGGUCUACGCCACCAACCUCGAGCUCCACAGCCGGCGGCCUCCCCGUCGAACCCGCCUCAUCCGGAUGCGCACCCACGAGCUCCAGGUGUCCGACGAGGAAUGCCUGACCCGCUUCCGGCUGGACCGCCAGGCCAUCCAGGACCUGUGCACUCUCUUGGCCCCCUACCUGGAUGGGGCGUCUGCGAGUCGCCGGCACAUCCCGACGUUGCAGAAAGUCCUGAUAGCCUUGCAGGUUCUCGGCACGGGCUCCUUCCAGCGGAUGACAGGAGAUAACCUGCGGGUGUCCCAGUCUUCCGUCAGCCGCUGCUUGGACGCCUUCCUGGAGGCCAUGUUGCGCCACGUCCACGAGCACAUCACCUUUCCCACCACUGACUCGGAGCUGCGGCGGACCAGGGAGGCCUUCUUUGACAUCGCAGGGUUCCCCAACGUCAUUGGGAUUGUGGACUGCACCCACGUGCCUAUCAUCGCCCCCGCAGACAUGCCGGCGCUGUACCGGAAUUGCCACAACUUCCACAGCCUGAACGUGCAGGCCACUUGCGACGCCUCGGGUUGCUUCACUCACGUCUUGGCCAAGUUCCCCGGAAGCGUCCACGACGCCCGCAUCUUCCAACUCUCCCAGUUGCAAAGGCUGCUGGAGUCGUGGCCGGAAGGGAAGGGGUGGCUUCUGGGCGACUCGGGGUAUCCUUUGCGGCCUUUCCUCAUGACCCCGCACCCUGACGACGGCCCUGAGCCCGUGGCGCGCUACAACGCAACCCACAAGACGACGCGGAUGGUGGUGGAGACGGCCUUCGGGCAGCUCAAGAUGAGGUUCCGCUGCCUUCACUCCACGGGGGGGCGCUUGAUGCUCCGCCCGGAGAAAGUGGCGAAGGUUUUUGUCGUCUGCGCCAUGCUUCACAACAUCGCCUUGAGGCGCCAGCUGCCCAUCAUCAAUGGAGGACAAGGGGUGGACACUGAGGUCCCUGUGCCUCCCUACCUGGAAACCGACACCAUGGUCGAACAAGAUCCUCAGGGAGUAGAAGUCCGGGAUCAGAUCGAUACCAUCUCCAGAUCUCCAAGGAUGAAAAGGGAAGAAGAAGGGAUCCUUAGUUGUCUGCCAGGAGAGCCAUCCAAACCAGCUGGAGAAAUCCUUCACGGGGUCAUCGUAGAUUGCAAGACCAGAGUGGACUUCAGAGGACGAGGCAAAUCUCUGGAUGGAGAUACGGGAAGAUCCUGUGGACAGGCCAUCCUGCCUCAGGUGAAGGGAGAAUCAGAAGAGGAUCUAACCCAGCACUGGGAAGUCCAAUGGAAGACUUUUUUGAGGACCAUGGAGUCCUCUCACUCGGACUGGGGAAUGACCCAUUUCCCAGAGGACCCUUCCUUGUGGGAAGAUGCCAAGGCCUUCCUGGGCUCCUUCGAGCAAGUAGCUGAGGCUUGUUGCUGGCCCAGGGAGCAGUGGGUAGCUCGGCUCUUGCCUGCCCUCAAUGGAGAAGCCAGGCAGGCCUUCGAUAAACUGGAAGCUGGAGGCCGAGAGGAUUAUGGGAAAGUGAAGGCGGCCAUCUUGCGAGAGGAGGCUCUAAGCAGAGAGAAGAUUCGCCGGCGCUUCCGGCAGUUUGGCUACUGGCAGGCCGAUGGGCCAAGAGCCGUCUACGCCCAACUGCGGGAUCUCUGCCGCCAGUGGCUGAAGACCGAGAAGCACAGCAAAGAGCAGAUUGUGGAAUUGCUGGUCUUGGAACAAUUUCUGGCUAUCCUCCCCCCGGAAAUGCGGAGCUGGGUGUGUGAAUGCAGCAUGGAGACCUGUGCCGAGGCCGUGGCCCUGGUGGAGGAUUUCCUCUCGAGGCAGCAAGAGGCUCGGAGGCAAGAAAAGCAGAGCGUCUUGGAGGAAGCCCAGGCUGUUUUUUCCUGGACUCCAGCUGAGCCCGGACAGAGGGCUCUCUAUGUCGAAUCAACGCUGGAAGAGAGUGAUGGACAGGCCACCUUGUUGGGAAGUCCACUGUUACCCCAAAGUGAGGUUUGUUGGCUGGGAGAUAAAAACAAGACAUUUUUUCAGAGUUCAGGAGAAGGGAAACCUCCAGAAGGUGUCUCCGAGAAGGACGAUGGAGGUGAAACACGCCAAGGGUUAGAAAGAGCCAAAUGCGAAGGUCUGAGAGAAAUCGCCUGGAAUCCAGACGGUUCACAGAUGCAGGAAGGUGCAGAGGCAGGAAGGGCGGGAGAAGAGGCUAAAUCUGUGUCGGAUCGGACCGCGGAUGUGGACGAGGUUCCAUUUCCUCAGGAAAAGCAGCGGAAGAAGAGGAAAAACCAGUGCCUCGUUGUCAUCCCAGAGGAGAGACCCAGUAAAAACUCAGCCUUCGGGAAGGGCCCCCCCCUCUAUCAAAGACUCCACAGCCGAGAACUGCCCCAUAAAUGCCUGGACUGCGGAAAGGGCUUUGGUCAUAAAGCGAACCUUACAUCCCACCAGAGAGUCCACCGGCUGGAGAAGCUCUACGACUGCUCCAACUGUGGCAAGACUUUCCUUCGUAAGUCCAUCUUGGAGAUGCACCUGAGGAUGCACACGGGCCAGAAGCCCUUCAGUUGCUCUGACUGCGGCCUAAGCUUAAGCGCCCAUUCGAGCCUCGUCAGGCAUCAGCGGAUCCACACCCGGGAGAAACCCUACAAGUGCUCCGAGUGCGAGAAGAGCUUCAGUCAGAACUCGGACCUGAUCCGGCAUCAGCGGCUCCACACGGGGGUCAAACCCUAUCGGUGCCCUGAAUGCGGGAAGAGCUUCAGCCGGGGAGAUUGCCUGGCUACCCAUCAGAAAAUCCAUGUGGGGAAAGAACAAGGAGGGAAUCAGACCAUAGCAAAGGCUUUUGUGAUCAAUCAAGUCCUCUUCAGCACUGAGUCUAGAAGUCCAGAUUGCUCCAACGCCACCCAGUCUUUCUGGGACUCUGAACUGGGACUCCUGCGUGUCAUCAUCAAGGAGGAAGAUGACAGUGAAGAGGCCCUUCCGUCAGAAGACUGGAUGGCCAGAUCAACCACAGAGGAAGGUUUCCACCCCGAAAGCUUCACUUCAGAGCACCAGCUGAAACGUUCGCCAGGAAGUUCUCAAGACAAUAAUUUUCCUCCGGUGGAAGUGGCAGAUAACAUCCAGAUUAAAGAGGAACCCACCGAGGUGUCCGUAACGAUACUUGAGCACCCGAACACCGAAGGGAUGAGCGCGAAUAAGUGUGCCCUGUGCGGGAAGACUUUCAGUUGCAAGUCGGAUCUCACCAGGCACCAGAGGACUCACACAGGUGAGAAGCCCUACCGAUGUUUCGAGUGCGGGAAAAGCUUCAGCCGAGGCGAUUAUCUGAUUCUGCAUCAAAAGCUUCACCGGGGGGAGAAACCGUACAAGUGCUCCGAGUGCGGCAAGGGCUUCUACCGAAGCACCCGGCUGAUUUCCCAUAAAAGGGUCCACCUGGCCGAGAAACUGUACAAGUGUUUCCGUUGCGGCAAGAGCUUCGGCGACGAGGCCAAGCUCGCCCAACACAAGCAGGCCAAGCACACGAACGAGAGGCCGCACACCUGUGCCGAGUGCGGCAAGAGCUUCCGACGGAGCACCCACCUCACCCGCCACCUGAAAAUCCACACCCGCAAAGCCCGAUAUCGCUGCCUGCAGUGUGAGAAGACCUUCACUUGUCGAAAGCAUCUCCUGUCCCACGAACGGACUCACACGGGGGACAAGCCGUACAAGUGCCUGGAUUGCGGCAAGCGGUUCAGUUUCAGCGGGAACCUCGCCUCGCACCUGCGGAUGCAUACGGGGGAGAAGCCCUACUUGUGCCUCGAGUGCGGGAAGAGCUUCAGCCGGAGUGCCCACCUCACGUUGCACCAGAGGACCCACACCGGGGAGAAGCCGUACACCUGCCUGGAGUGCGGGAGAGCCUUCAGCCAGAGCAGCAACCUCACGUCCCAUCAGCGCAUCCACACCGGGGAGAAGCCCUACGAGUGUCCCAUCUGCGGGAAACAGUUCUCACGGGGCGACUCGCUGGUCUCGCAUCAGAGGAUCCACGCUGCGGAAAUUGUCUGAUCCGGGGUUUGAAUGGCGUUUGACGCAACAGAGUCUCCCUCUCUCUCUCUCUCUCUCUCUCUGCAAUAAGCUUCAAUGGCGAAGGGGGAAAAAUGGAGAGAAAAAAGCUGACUCUCGCUUCAUGUCCAAUAAUCAAGCGUGCUUCUGAAGCUUCUUCAUUAUCGUCUUUCGAGCUUCUCAAACGGUGGCGGUUGUCCCAAAGUUGCUUUUCUCCAAAAGGGCAACUGGACUUCUUUGGGUUUUUUUUUUUUUUUUUACCCUUGAAAACAUUUUGCUUCUCAUCCAAGAACUUCAGAGUAGGAAGUUCUUCAAAAACAGAAGCUUCUUGGAUGAGAAGUGAAAUGUUUUCAAGCGGGGGGAAAAAUACCUCCCAAGGAAGUCCAGUUGUCGUUUGGAAAAACACCUUUGGGACUUCUUCAUUUGUUACCGUACAUGGACGAACAGACUUAGAAAUCAAGGGUAGAGUAUCAUAUGUUAUCAAGGAGGGGUUGUCAAACUCA